AUGGCAGAUAAUGAGGUAGAAGUAUUCUUAACCCCUGAUGGUUCUUUAUACCAUCUAGGUGUUAAAUCCGGAGAAAUAAACCCUCGUAUAAUUACUGUUGGUGAUAGAGAUAGAGCAAGCAUUAUUGCACAAGAAUUCCUUCAAGAUGUUAAAGAAUAUGAAAAAACCAGAAAUUUCCGCACCUUCUCAGGUACCUACAAAGGUGUACCUGUAUCUAUAGUAUCUAUAGGAAUGGGUGCACCUAACAUGGAUUUUCUUGUUGAAUUUUUUAUGGUUUAA
This is a messenger RNA of Eimeria maxima, 279 nucleotides long. Its product is annotated as uridine phosphorylase, putative. NCBI's taxonomy places the organism in Eukaryota, Apicomplexa, Conoidasida, Eucoccidiorida, Eimeriidae. The record is from RefSeq and is a predicted model, not a curated record. Bases 1 to 279 code for a protein of 92 amino acids. Gene Ontology annotation, biological process: uridine catabolic process. Gene Ontology annotation, molecular function: uridine phosphorylase activity. Gene Ontology annotation, cellular component: cytosol. The transcript has 4 exons.